CAGUCCUUAAAGGCCAGCCUCUCAUUGAUGACUCGUUCGCAUCUGCAGUUUUUCUAUUCAAACAACUCUAUAAAUCGAAGCCUUUCGCCGAAACCUGAAAUUCAGAAAACCCAUUUUCUUGGGAAACAAUCUUCUGAACACACGUACAUAGAUAUAUAUAUAUAUAUAUAUACGUAGAUAGCUGACAACUAGAAUUCACUCAGAAAACCCAUUUACCUUGUCUUCUGAUUUUGUAGCAGAAAUUAGAGGAAUAGUAAUUCGCCAUGGGUAAAGCUCUGAUGAUUGCUCUGUUUUCUUGUCUCAUGGUUUCUAUGUUGGUCUCAUCCUCUGCCCAGCAGGCUUGUGAAGGUUUCAGUUUCUCCGGGAACAGGGUGUUCCGAACAUGCGUGGAUCUUCCGGUGUUGAACUCUUUCCUGCACUGGAACUUUAAUGAAUCAAGCAGCACGGCGGAAAUCGCGUUCCGGCACACCGGAGCCAGCCCUUCGAACUGGGUUGCAUGGGCUUUGAAUCCAACCGGACAAACAAUGAUCGGUUCUCAGGCUAUUGUGGCUUUCCAAAACUCUAGCGGCCAAUUCCAUGCUUUUACAACUCCCAUAACCAGCUUCUUUCCCAGCUUCACAAAUACUCCUUUGAGGUUUGGGGUUUCUGGGAUUUCAGCGAGCUUUGUUGACAACGAGGCAAUGAUCUUUGCAACACUUGAGCUGACAAAUGACUUGAUAAACACAAACCAGGUAUGGCAAGUUGGUCCCCUCGGCCCAAACGGUAUGCCUAAUCAGCAUCUCACAUCUGGACCUAAUAUGAUGUCGGUGAACUCGAUUAACUUCCAAUCGGGACAGACCACAAGUGCCGGAGGAGAUAUCACCUCAAGGAUUCGAAGAAGAAAUAUUCACGGAGUGCUAAACGCGGUGAGCUGGGGCAUACUGAUGCCUAUUGGUGCCAUGCUUGCGAGAUACGUGAAGGUGUUCAAAGUUGCAGACCCGGCAUGGUUUUACAUGCACGUAGUUUGCCAAUUCUCAGCAUACGUUAUUGGGGUUUCAGGAUUUGGGACUGGUCUUAAGCUUGGCAGUGAAUCUCCUGGAUUUACUCAGUACAGACACAGGAACAUCGGCAUAACCCUUUUUGUCUUUGGAACUCUUCAGGUAUUUGCUUUGCUGUUGAGGCCAAAGCCAAACCACAAGUACAGAUUUUACUGGAACAUCUACCACCAUUCGGUUGGAUACUCCACCAUCAUCCUGAGCAUCGUCAACGUUUUCAAGGGUUUGGACAUCUUGAAUCCAGACCAGAAAUGGAAGAGAGCAUACAUUGGCAUCCUCAUAUUUCUGGGUUGUGUGGCAGUCGUUCUUGAGGCUUUAACUUGGUUCAUUGUCCUGAGGAGGAAGAGAGUGGAAUCCGACAAGCUAUCAGGCAGUGUUAAUGGAACAACUGGGGUUAACCAGGGGGUUUAGAUCGCACUCUUUCUUUUUUUUUUUCCUUUUCUGUUCUGCGGUCUUUUACGACACGAUUGAGGAGGGUAUAUUACAUGAACCUUACAGAGCUGCUUAUUGAUGUUUCUUGUUGUGUUAGAUUACUUGGUAGAGAGGUGUUAAUUUGCAUGUGGAUAGGCUGUAACUUUGCAUCAUAUAUACAUAUGUAUAAAUAUAUUCAUGGGAUUCCAUUAUUUUAGUUUCAUAUAA
Carica papaya (papaya) is the source of this 1673-nucleotide messenger RNA. RefSeq names its product cytochrome b561 and DOMON domain-containing protein At5g35735-like. NCBI's taxonomy places the organism in Eukaryota, Viridiplantae, Streptophyta, Magnoliopsida, Brassicales, Caricaceae. The record is from RefSeq and is a predicted model, not a curated record.